Messenger RNA from Zingiber officinale, 994 nucleotides. Its product is annotated as E3 ubiquitin-protein ligase RNF170-like. Lineage: Eukaryota; Viridiplantae; Streptophyta; Magnoliopsida; Zingiberales; Zingiberaceae. The coding region runs from base 140 to 697 and encodes 185 amino acids. Gene Ontology annotation, molecular function: ubiquitin protein ligase activity. The transcript is spliced from 5 exons. The record is from RefSeq and is a predicted model, not a curated record.
GGCUAUGCAAUUUUAUCCGAUGAUUGUACUUUUAACAUAAGAGCACACUUUCUAUCUACGAGUGUGGAAACCCGAUCCGCUUCGUUCCUCCCUCAACAAUCCUUGUCAUCGAAAUCCCUCGUAGCGAAGGAAAGGCACGAUGGAAUCGCCGCCGGAGGACGACGUCUGCUCGAUCUGUCACGAUUGGUUCACCCUCCCUUGCCAAGCCAAUUGCUCCCAUUGGUUCUGCGGAAAUUGUAUUUUGCGUGUCUGGCAUCAUGGGUCGGCCCUUCAACCAUGCAAAUGCCCCAUUUGCCGUCGUUUCAUAACUUUGCUUAUACCCACCGAUGCUGCUGCACAAGAAAGGCAAGAUACAGAAGCUAGUCAAAUUCUUGAAAACAUAGAGAAAUAUAACCGAAAUUUUGGUGGAGGCUCAUCCAGCCUUAUACAGAGGUUAAGAGAUCUGCCAUUCUUCAUGCGAAGGCUGUUAAGAGAGUUGAUGGAUCCACAGAGGUCACUGCCUCUUGUAUUCAGGGCACGAAUGAUUUUUGCUAUGGUGAUGAGUGCAAUAUAUGUGCUCAGUCCGGUUGAUAUUAUCCCAGAAGGUAUAUUUGGAUUGGUCGGUCUGCUAGACGAUCUCAUCAUUCUCCUGAUUGUUCUCCUCCACGUUGCUACCAUAUACCGCUCGGUGCUUCUUUAUCGUCAUGGUGGUUCCUGAGUGGGGGUCAUGCGCUGACAAUGGAUCCCCAGAAGAUGGUAUCAUUGCUGCAAUACUGAUUGAGCCGAGGUUCUAUCUCUUCCUGGCUUUCGCAUGCUGCUGCAAGGAUUUUUCCUAGGUACUGUUGUGUAAGUUUUCGCACCGACCACAGUGCAUUUUUAUUUUGCUACUCUAUGUUCAUAGAGUGUGUCAUGAUAGAACAAUAUUAGAAGUGAUUUCAGAUUGUGAAGAGGAUCAUAACCAAACUGUGUGCUACUGUUUUUGGUCGACCAACCAACUUCUCUAGAUUUUCGACGA